GUUAUGUUUGAACGGGCGGCUCUCUCUACUGCUCUCCCUUCUCCCGCAGCCAUUCCUCUCCGUUCAAGCUUCGCAGAUGACGGAUGGUGGGAAACCCGACAAUCCAUCCCGGAAGCGGAGGAGGAAGAGACACAAGCCACAAAGCCGCUCGGAAUCCGCUAACUCACCGCCUCCGCAGCUCCCGCUGCCACAUCCGAAGCGGAGAAAGAUCGAGGGUCCCUCCACCUCCAAGAACCAGCUCGGCUUCCUGCAGAAGAUGCGAAUGAGGUUAUCUGGAGGCCAUUUCAGAAUGCUAAAUGAGAAAUUAUACACUUGCAGUGGUAGUGAGGCCUUCAAUUUGUUUAAGAAUGAACCAGAGCUAUUUGAUGUGGUAUUUUUUUUUUGUUCCAUCGGAUACCAAGAGCAAAUGGUGCAUUGGCCACAGCAGCCAGUCAAUACAAUUGCUAAAUGGCUAAGGAAUCAGAGUUCUUUAAAAGUUGCUGAUUUUGGUUGUGGGAAUGCAACACUUGCGAAAAGUGUGAAGAAUAAAGUCUUCUCCAUUGACCUUGUUUCCAAUGACCCAUCAGUAAUUGCUUGUGACAUGGCUCAUACACCAUUGGACUCAUCCUCUGUAGAUGUUGCGGUUUUCUGUUUGUCAUUGAUGGGAACCAACUAUUCAAACUAUUUGCAGGAAGCUAAAAGAGUUUUGAAACCCAGCGGUUGGCUUUUGAUAGCUGAAGUGCGAAGCAGAUUUGAUCCCAACACUGGAGGAGCUGAUCCAGAGAAGUUUUUUGAAGCUGUCAGCCAGCUUGGGUUUUCUUUAGUUUCAAAGGAUUUUUCUAACAAGAUGUUUGUACUGUUCUACUUCAAGAAAGCAAAAAAAGAUUCCCAAGUCGAGAGCAUCAAAUGGCCAGAGUUGAAACCUUGCAUAUAUAAAAGGCGAUGAGCUUCCUUCCACUCCUAUGAACCUCGUAAUAUUAUGGAUGCUGAUAAUGUGUAUGCUUCUUCCAGUACAUGGGAUGAUAAACUCUUGCACUAUGUUUGUUGUCUCACAGUAAAAAAAAGUUCACAGCAGGCUGGUAACCUUUUAUCGCAAAAAAUAAACAUGAUUUGGACACGAAAAAAAAUGUGAAAGAUGGGGGCCUUAAUCAGGAUCCAUGAAGCCUUAACUCUAACACGGCUUUAUGGUGUACUGUAAUAAUCCUUCCUUCCUAGUUAUGUUGGUUUUCUUUUUGCCUAUAAGAGAGGGAGAGGAAGAGGUAGAGAGAGAUACCUUGGUAAAUGCAUGAUGAAAUUAAACAUCUCAUCUGUUCCUGUUUAGGAAUAGAUCAAAUCAUUCAACAAUGGUUUGAUCCAUCGCAACUCCUCCCCUAAUUCUGUGCAUUUCACCAUUCUACAGGCUGUUGGUAAAAAAGAAAAAAAGAAAAAUGAAGGGCAUUUGCGAAAAUGAAAAAGGCGAGGAGACUGGGUGCUUGGGGCUUACUUGGUGGGGGGGAAUUGGCCGUGGAGACUUUAACCUGGGGCGACGGUGGCCGUGCGCUUCCUCCUGUGGUGUCGCCGGCGUUGCAUGUGGUGUAAUGGCGGGAGAAAGUUGAGCUGGGCGGUGCACGCGGACGUGGCUCGGGAAUCCUAUUGGUUGUAGCCAAUUUCGGUUUUUUUUUACCCGUUUUGCCCUUGUUCGUUAUACAUCCUAAAAUCACCGUUCUCAAUAUCCUUGAACUACCCUUUUA
This is a messenger RNA of Musa acuminata subsp. malaccensis (wild Malaysian banana), 1709 nucleotides long. RefSeq names its product ribosomal RNA-processing protein 8. Gene Ontology annotation, cellular component: nucleolus. Gene Ontology annotation, molecular function: methyltransferase activity. The record is from RefSeq and is a predicted model, not a curated record. NCBI's taxonomy places the organism in Eukaryota, Viridiplantae, Streptophyta, Magnoliopsida, Zingiberales, Musaceae.